AUGCAUCAAAGGGCCACCAAGUUUGCUGAACUUUUGACAUCCAGUUUUGCGGCAUUAUUCUCUAUCCUAAUCAUAGUUGGCGUCAGUUCUUUAACUUUCAAUCUCUUUCAAUUCCUUCAAUUAAUAACGCUAACAAAAAAUACCGGUCAGGCAUCUAUAGUCGCUGUAUUAAUACUCCUACAUUUCAAUUAUAUGUUCGUUGCUAAUUACGGGGGACAAGAAUUAUUGAAUCAUGGUCUAAAGCUGUUCAAAGCAACGUGGUAUAACGGACUAUGGUAUGCAGCGCCGUUGCGUACGCAAAAACUGUUGUUAUUUAUAAUGCAAAAGGGAACAAUAAAUGUCGGUUUCACGUGUGGUGGCAUAUUUGUUGUAUCCCUAGAAGGUUUCGCUACGAAUCAGGCAGCUAUUGCCAUCGUUUUAGAUGUGUGGAUGUAUACCGACUUUGUGAUUUCCACUUACACAACAUUACUCGCUAUUCUGAUCGUAGUUGGCGUCAGUUCUUUAAGUAUCAACCUUUUCCAAUUUAUUCAACUUGUAAGAUUCACAAACAAUAUUCGAGCAAUAUCUAUUAGUAUUGUGAUUUUAAUUCAUCAUCUGAGUUAUAUGUUUGUUCUUAAUUAUGGAGGACAAGAAUUAAUAAAUCAUGGAUUACAGUUCUUCAAAUCAAGCUAUAAUGGACUAUGGUACGCAGCACCUUUGCAUACACAAAAAUUAUUAUUAUUUAUAAUGAAAAGGGGAACAAUAAAUACUGUUUUUGUAUGUGGUAAAAUAUAUAUUGCAUCCUUGGAAGGAUUUGCUUCGCUCACGAGUACAGCAAUAUCUUACUUCACAGUGAUCUAUUCUACGCGAUAAUGAAUUAGAAAGGAAAAUUUGCAGGGAUUGGAAGUAACUCGUUACUUGUAACGCCAUAAUCAUUACAGUUACUUUUUUUGGUAACGGAUUAGUUUGGUAAUGCCGUUAUUUUAUUUUUGGUAACUGUAACGUAGUUACAUUUUUUUCGGUAACGAUAACGAAUUACACGGUAACGAGUUAUUUUUAUCAUUACUUUUUGUAUUUAUGACAAAAUUUUCUGUAUGUAUAUUCAAUCUUCAAUUCUAAGCUAGUAUUUACAUAGUUUACUCUUAGUUUAAGACUGUUUUAAAUAACGUCUUAAAAUAUUAAUGACUUUGUGAUUGGUUUAUGACAUCUGAAGAAUGCCGUAAGUCAAUUAAUAUCACAAAUUAAAUUGAGAAGUACUUUAAUAAGAUAUUUUUACUUGUUAUAUGUGCAUAU
This is a messenger RNA of Wasmannia auropunctata (little fire ant), 1272 nucleotides long. RefSeq lists its product as uncharacterized. The transcript is spliced from 9 exons. The record is from RefSeq and is a predicted model, not a curated record. Gene Ontology annotation, biological process: sensory perception of smell; detection of chemical stimulus involved in sensory perception of smell. NCBI's taxonomy places the organism in Eukaryota, Metazoa, Arthropoda, Insecta, Hymenoptera, Formicidae. The coding region runs from base 1 to 852 and encodes 283 amino acids. Gene Ontology annotation, molecular function: olfactory receptor activity; odorant binding. Gene Ontology annotation, cellular component: plasma membrane.